This is a messenger RNA of Necator americanus (New World hookworm), 438 nucleotides long. RefSeq lists its product as uncharacterized. The coding region runs from base 1 to 438 and encodes 145 amino acids. The record is from RefSeq and is a predicted model, not a curated record. Lineage: Eukaryota; Metazoa; Nematoda; Chromadorea; Rhabditida; Ancylostomatidae. The transcript is spliced from 2 exons.
AUGAUGUCGCGACAGCCAUGCUACGAGUACAACCGAUCUCUUCUGAUAGACCGGGAGCUUACUGAGAAGGUCAUUGCAGACCAGACAAAUCUACUCGAGAUCAAAAUCUGCGCAAGCUUGGUCGGAGUUCAGACGCAAUUCGAAUCGCAAGAAGAGGAAGCAAUCGGAACGCAGAAUAAACAUGGAGUACGACAACUGGACAAAGGUAAUCGCAUGCCACAUGUGGAUGCACAGGAAUUCGAAAUCAUCCAGGGGAGAGAUCAACCGUCUCGGCUCGAAGACGACGAUGACUGCAGAGAUGUCGGCAACGAACUUGAGAUUCAAGACAAUACUGAUUUCAUCGAAGGUAUAGAGGACGCAAGCUGUGUCGAACUCAUAGACGACAAGGAGGAUCUGUGCAGGGUCACUGAGAGAUUAAUGAAACAACGACUGAUCUAG